Messenger RNA from Morone saxatilis (striped sea-bass), 4977 nucleotides. It is a transcript of the gene pcdh10b, whose product is annotated as protocadherin 10b. The coding region runs from base 511 to 3612 and encodes 1033 amino acids. Gene Ontology annotation, molecular function: calcium ion binding. Gene Ontology annotation, cellular component: plasma membrane. The transcript has 5 exons. The record is from RefSeq and is a predicted model, not a curated record. NCBI's taxonomy places the organism in Eukaryota, Metazoa, Chordata, Actinopteri, Moronidae. Gene Ontology annotation, biological process: homophilic cell-cell adhesion.
UGACCGCAGUGAGGGAGCAGGGUGCCAACAGGAGCCACAGAGGCGCAAAACGCAAACAGGACAAAGUCUGACAUUUGCGCUGCGACCAGGGGCCACCGCAGAGGACAGAAUGCGCCUUUUCUUUUUUCUUGUGUGGAUUACGAUUUCUUUUCGUCCAACUCCUCUCCAGACUGGUUCCAUCACUCCGUCAGAACUGCGCUUCACUGGAAUGUGCGCUGCAGCCUCUCCGUGACGCGUCUAAAGAGCAAGACAGCGGAGCCAGAACAGAGGGGGAAAAAUAAUGUGCAGUCAUUAAAACUGCUUUCAAACCUCCAAAAAUGCCUCUCUGUUGAUGGGACACAUUCCUUCGCACGCCUCGCUCGUUUCUGGAGACUUUUACGCAUUUUGGAGACUUUUUCUCCCGACUGAAAUGGCUGAUGAAAAUUGAUAUUUUAUCCGUUCACAGAGGAUAAUACGCUUUAUAAUCUUUUUUAUUUUUAUUUUUUACCCAAGUGCACUUUUUUCCCGGCGAUGAUUGUGCUUUUGAUUGUCCUGUGCAUCACCGAUGGAGUGCUCUCUCAGAUUCGCUACUCUGUGCCGGAGGAGGCGGACCAUGGCACCUUGGUGGGGAAUAUCGCCGAGGACCUGGGACUGGACCUUACCAAACUGGCCUCCCGCCGCUUCCAGGUGGUGCCCAGCUCUCGGACACCGUACCUGGAGGUGAACCUGGAGAACGGCGUCCUGUUCGUUAACGAGAAGAUCGACCGGGAGCAGAUCUGCAAGCAGAGCCCCAGCUGCCAGCUCAACAUGGAAGUGUUCUUGGAGAACCCGCUGGAGCUGUUUCGGGUCGAGAUCGAGGUGGUGGACAUUAACGACAACCCGCCCAGCUUCCCGGAGACAGACAUCACGGUGGAGAUCUCGGAGAGCGCCACUCCGGGCACCCGUUUCCCCCUGGAGAGCGCGUUCGACCCGGACGUUGGCUCUAACGCUUUACGCACGUAUGAUAUCACCACAAAUAACUACUUUUAUCUGGACGUGCAGACCCAGACGGACGGGAACAAGUUCGCGGAGCUGGUCCUGGAGAAACCGCUGGAUAGGGAGCAGCAGGCGGCGCACAGGUACGUACUGACCGCGGUGGACGGCGGUCAGCCUCCCCGGACUGGCACCGCGUUGCUGGUGGUCAAAGUGCUGGACUCUAAUGAUAAUGUGCCGGUGUUUGACCAGCCCGUUUACACGGUGAGCCUCUCGGAGAACGCGCCGGUGGGCACGCUGGUCCUACAGCUGAACGCCACUGACCUGGACGAGGGAUUAAACGGGGAGAUAGUUUACUCCUUCAGCAACCACAUCUCCAACCGCGUAAAGGACCUGUUCAGCAUAGACCCGCGCACCGGGCGCAUCGAGGUGCGCGGAGAGGUGGAUUUCGAGGAGAGCAGCCUGUAUCAGAUCUUCGUGCAGGCCAAGGAUAUGGGACCAAACGCGGUGCCAGCGCACUGCAAAGUGCUGGUCAAAGUCAACGACGUGAACGACAACGCGCCCGAGAUCACCUUCAGCACCGUCACCGAGUCAGUGAGCGAAAAGGCGGCUCCCGGCACCGUCAUCGCGCUGCUGAGUGUGACGGAUAAGGACGCAGAGGAAAACGGACAGAUCCACGUGGAAAUCCUCGGUGAAGUCCCGUUCAAAUUAAAAUCUUCCUUCAGGAAUUAUUUCACCAUAGUGACCGACGGCCCGCUGAACCGGGAGCUGGCGGACCACUACUCCGUGACUGUGGUGGCGCGGGAUAAAGGGACGCCGUCACUGGCCACUAGUAAGUCCAUCCGAGUCCAGGUGUCAGACGAAAACGACAACGCGCCCACUUUUACGCAGCCCAUAUAUGAUGUGUAUGUGACAGAGAACAACGUGCCAGGGGCGUACAUACACGCUGUAACGGCUCAGGACCCGGACAUCGGCCAGAACUCGCUCAUCAGUUACUCCAUAUUAGAGUGUGACAUCCAGGGCAUGUCUGUCAAAACCUAUGUGUCCAUCAACGAGGAGACCGGCUAUCUGUAUGCGCUCAGGUCCUUUGAUUAUGAGCAGCUGAAGGAUUUCACAUUCAUGGUUCAGGCCAGAGACGCGGGCACCCCAGAGCUCUCCUCCAAUGCCACAGUCAAAGUCAUCAUUGUGGACCAGAAUGACAAUCCCCCCCUAGUGCUGUCCCCCCUGGGGAAGAAUGGCACAGCCAAGGAGCCCCUGCCCCGCUCAGCUGAGCCGGGCUACCUGGUAACCCGCAUUGUUGCUAUGGACGCGGAUGAUGGUGAGAAUGCCCGGCUGUCCUACAGCAUCCAGAGGGGGAACGAGAACGGCAUGUUCAGGAUGGACUGGAGGACAGGUGAGCUCCGGACAGCGAGGCGAGUGUCGCCCAAGAGAGACCCCCACCAGCUGUACGACCUGCUUAUUGAGGUGAGAGACCACGGCCAGCCGCCGCUGUCGUCCAGUGCCAGCAUUCUGGUGAUGCUGGUAGACAGUGUGGCUGAAGGCCGUGGUGGUGGGGACCGGGGAGGCACUGCCAAGGCCAAAGAUGGCACCCUGGACCUCACCCUCAUCCUCAUAAUUGCCCUGGGCUCCGUCUCCUUCAUCUUCCUCCUGGUUAUGAUCGUGCUGGCUGUGCGCUGCCAGAAGGACAAAAAGCUCAACAUAUACACCUGCCUGACCAGCGAGUGCUGCCUGGGCUGCAGCUCCUGCUGCUCACGGCAGGGAAGGGCCCGCAAGAAAAAGCUCAGCAAGUCGGAUAUCAUGCUGGUGCAAAGCGCCGGCAACGUCAGCGGAGCCGGUACGGCUCAAGUCCCCGUGGAGGAGUCAGGGAGCUUCGGCUCCCACCACCAAAACCAGAACUAUUGCUACCAGGUAUGUCUGACUCCAGAGUCUGCCAAAACCGACCUCAUGUUCCUAAAGCCGUGUAGUCCAUCUAGGAGCACAGACACCGAUCACAACCCGUGCGGGGCCAUAGUGACAGGGUACACAGACCAGCAGCCUGACAUCAUAUCAAACGGCAGCAUUUUAUCAAACGAGGUGCUCGAGCGCCAGGCACUGAAAACUGCCCCCAUUCUCUUGCAGACCAAACACCAGCGAGCUGAGCUCAGCUACCUGGUCGACAGGCCAAGACGCGUCAACAGUUCAGCAUUCCAGGAGGCGGACAUGGUCAGCUCCAAAGACAGCGGCCAUGGAGACAGUGAGCAGGGGGACAGCGACCACGACGCCACCAACCGAGGCAAUUCCUCCGGCACCGAUCUGUUCUCUAACUGCACAGAGGAGUGUAAGGCCCUGGGCCACUCUGAUCGCUGCUGGAUGCCGAGCUUUGUGCCCUCCGACGGGCGCCAGGGCCCGGACUACCGCAGCAACCUCCACGUGCCCGGCAUGGACUCGGUCUCGGACACAGAGGUAUUUGAAAGCCCAGAGCAAACGGCCGAUAAGUCAUUCUCCACCUUUGGCAAAGAGAGUCUCAGUCACCAACACUUCCACCACCACCACCACCUUCUCAAAAACCAUCACCUCAGCCACCACCAGGGCUCCCUAGAGAGGAAAGAGUUGGAGGCAUUUCUGCCUAGCUCCAGAGCACCUUAUAACCCGGCUUAUUUAACGAGGAAAAGGGUUUGCUAGCUCCUUCCGCGUGGACAUACCAGAGACUGCGUGACUUUGCACAAUCACUCCUCGACAACCAAGGCUAUAAAAACAAAAAAAGAAGCAUCAAGUUUUUAACCUUUAUUGCCCUCCCUGCCCUCUUCCCUCCUCACCCAGCCUGAAAUUCAAAAUUAAAACACACCCAACUACACGCAAAACUGAGGAAUGACCCCCUCGAGGAGCUUUCUGGAAUUCCUUGGAGCACUGCCGGGCUUUGGAGACACCCCACUCUUGGGAUUAGGAGAGCGUGGGGGGGUUGGGAGAUGAGUGCAGGCAGGUAGAUGGAUAGCCUUACCGGAAGGGACCCCAUUGUCUCAGCAGGACUGAGAAACUAACAAGAGGAGGAGGAAGAACACUAGCGACAGAGAGAUGAAACUGGACACUGAUCUCUCGCCCUUUUUCCAAUCUGCGUGUGCCUGUUUACAGCACUGAUGUAUACAUCUCUGAGGAAAUUAAACCUGACGCAGACUAUAUAUGUGUACUGAAAGACAAAUGGAGAGCCACCUGGAGGAACCGCCACUGAGCCCUUUAGGCGUUUGUACUCGCAGAGAGACGCCAAAUUGUACAGGAGAAUCUUUGUGCAUUUCAAAAUGCAAUACCACUGUUUUAGAUUUUUCUAUUCUGUUUGUGUGGUCAGGUGUCUCUAUUCCGAUCUACUUCAAACUUUGUAAGAAAAGAUUGUGGGCAGGAUAUUUUUUAAUUUUUCUGUUUUAUUUUGUUUUUUCAGUUUUUGUUCUUUUUGUUCGACUUUGGGUUUGGUCGGUUCACCUUAUCGUGGGCUUAGACAGUGUUUUGCCCGCAAUUUUCUGAUUCUGAGGGAUCAAGUAGUUUCUAUCAUGUGUGAGAAGUGUUUACUGUACUCUUUUAAAAAGUUUCAAGCUGAAUAUAAAACUCUAUAUAUAAAUCUAUCUAUAUCUACUUGUUCUGAAGGCGUGCCAUCCGUUUGCUGGGUUCCACAUUCUGAUUCAGAGGUUUGACUCUUAUUUAAGUGCCCCUGAAGAAGGCUUUUUGUUUUUCCCAUUGGGGAGACGUAAAGAGAGACAGAACAGCCUUAGCAGAUGUAAAACUCAAGUUCUCAUUGUUUGACAUUAUUUAAUUUUUUUCUCUCUCCACUUUUGGAUAUCGAUAAAGAUCAUGUCUAUAAAUAAAAAGGAGGUAAUAAUUUAGGUUAAAAUCCAUGGUAAUUAUGUGUCAUUGUAACCAAAACGUUAAGGGUCCAUUUAUAAAGAACAAAAACAUGACCAAAUGCAAAAGGUGUUGUACACAAUGCGGUGGCAUCCAGUAUACACACAUUACUUUCUCACACGUUACAAACACACCAAUAUGCCAACAAUAAACUGAAAA